UCAAAAUCAUUAAAAAUUUGACCAAAGGCAAAAAAAAGCAGGCGUUCCUCGUAGUCUCGUCCCAGUUUUUAUUACUCUUGCUCGGUCUCGUCCCCAGGCUUUGCUCGUUUGGUUGAUGUGUACGACGUGACGUCAGCGAAUCUUGGAAAAUGUUCUCAGAAAAUCGGAAUUCCCCUCAAAAUGGCUUCAAAAUUCAACGAUUUUAACCCCAGAACCAGCUCAAGACGGCUCCGAAUGAUAGAUCCUGGACAGGAGUUCCUAUUUGAAUGAUUAGCCGUUGAGUUUUUAGUUUUUUUUGUGUUUUUUAUGGUGGAAGUUGACGGUCGGGGAAGAAGAUGGCGACCCGCCGUAAUGGCGUCUACAUCAUCCAAGGAGAAAUUUCUUUAGUUGUUUCUGCCUUAAGGAGAAACGUUCGUUGGGGUUCACACAGCCACCAAGAUGAAGAGCAAGAUCCGUUGCUUCAUGGUUUUUCUCAACUGAAAGAUCAACUCUGUACUGUUAAUGAUCUUAGCGAGGUAGAUGUCAACACAUUUCUGGGGCCAUUUCUCGAUGUUAUUCGUUCGGAGGACACCACUGGGCCAAUAACUGGGGUGGCUCUUACGUCGGUUAAUAAAUUCCUCUCCUAUGGAUUGAUAGAUCCCUCCAGUGAGAGCACAGCAUCUGGUAUAGAGAACCUUGCAGAUGCCGUCACCCAUGCCCGGUUUGUGGGUACAGACCCUAGCAGUGAUGAGGUAGUGCUAAUGAAGAUCCUCCAGGUUCUGAGGACCCUACUCUUGACUCCCGUCGGGGCUCACAUGACUAAUGAGUCUGUUUGUGAGAUCAUGCAGUCUUGUUUUAGAAUCUGCUUUGAGACUAGACUGAGUGAACUACUGCGGCGAUCAGCAGAACAAACCCUUAUGGACAUGGUACAACUCUUGUUUUCAAGGAUGCCGCAGUUCAAAGAAGAUUUUAAACCUGGGCAGAUCCCUAACAUCAGAAAGGUAUUUAAGAGAGCUGGAGCGAUAUCUUCUGGCAAGAAGAAAAAGCAUGCAUCACCCAAGCCCAGAAGAGCGCAUCAUGACAGCACACACUCAACCACGCCCACAGAAGAACAACCCAGCUCAKUUGAAAUGGCAAAUCAGCCACAAACCAAAGAGACAGCAGAGACCAAGAAUGAUACUAUUUCUACCAUGGAAGAAAUAAGCUCUGCAUCGAAGGACAUACAAGAUGAAGAUGGACAAAGUAAUGAUGUAACGGAUGUCCCAAGUGGAUCUGAAGGAGACAUUAUAGAAAGGGGCUCUGAGCAACAAGAGACAGGGCCAUCAUCUAGUGAUACAGCAGAACCCCAAAGCGAUGAGGGACCUUCAGUAGCUUCUCGUAUAAUGCAGGAAGGUGAUGGGGAUUCAAUCAGUGUUGAAGGAAUGGUUAUUUCAGAGGAAGAACGAGAUGGCCAUGCUGAGAGAGUAAACGAACAGGACGGCACAGAAAGUGUUGCUAGUACCAUCAUGACRGAGGAGGAUAUAGACGACAAUAAGGAUUUUGCGUCUGUAGAAACAGAUGAUGGUGAUGAUGUAGUAGAAGUACAUGCUGAUGGCAGAACGUCAGAUAUGUUGGGAACAAAUGAUGAGUAUGUCAAUCCUAGAGGAGUCAGAUUUACGCCACAAGAACCUGCUAAAGAUGGUGCAGGGCCGCUAGUUCCCUAUGGUUUACCUUGUAUUAGAGAACUCUUCAGAUUUUUAACAUCACUCAUCAAUCCACAUGACAGGCAUAACUCAGAAGCCAUGAUCCAUAUGGGGUUGUCUCUGUUGACUGUAGCCCUGGAGGCUGGUGCUCACCAUCUAGGGAAYUUCACCUCAGUAAUGAACCUAGUCAAAGAUGACAUGUGCAAGAAUCUAUUCAUGCUUUUACAGUGUGAUUUUCUUGGUCUGUUUGCCAUGGCAAUGCGGGUUUGUUUCCUGCUAUUUGAAGCUCUGCGCACCCAUCUCAAGCUACAAUUUGAGAUGUUCUUCAAGAGACUGAUGGACAUACUGGCCAUGGACUUUCAGAGUGUUCCUUAUGAGAAGAGAGAACUAAUCCUGGAUGCUAUCAACCAGCUGUUCCGUGUCCCAAACCUGGUCACUGAGAUAUACCUCAACUAUGAUUGCGAUCUCUACUGCACAAAUGUCUUUGAGGAACUCUGUAAGCUUCUUUCAAAGAAUGCUUUCCCAUCAGCGGGGAGUCUGUACAGUGUACACAUCCUUGCACUAGAUGCUCUGCUUGCUGUGGUACAAGGGGUAGAAGGUCACUGUCAUGCUGCACUUGUUAGCUCUAUGGAGAAGGCUGUGGAAGACAGCAUCCCUUUUAGUAAAAUGGAGAAGAUGAAGAAGAGAGAGAAAAUAGAUGAUGAUGAUUCAGGCCCAGAUGACAACGGUGACACACCAGUACUCAGCCACCCCUCCCCUCCAACUUCAGGGUUUGCCAUGGCACAGACRAUGAGAGUAGGGGUAAUGUCUGAGUACUCUCAAUCUGAUAAGCUCAAGGAUGAAAGCACAGAAAAGGUCAAUAAUUUAUUAAAUGAAAGAUUCCAUGGCUUGUCAACUGGGUUGUUAUUUUCUUCUUCGCUGCCUACUCCUGAAAUGCUGGCCAAACUAAAGCAGAAGAAAAAGUUAUUGCAAGCAGGGUCAGAACAAUUCAACAACAAGCCCAAGAAAGGCAUCGAGUUCCUCCAAGAACAUAACCUACUACAUCGUCCAUUAGAACCUGAAGAAAUGGCCAGAUUCUUACGAGAAAACCCAAGACUUGACAAAAAGACCAUUGGUGAAUAUAUCGGCAACAAACACAACGCUAAAGUACUGGACGCGUUUGUUAGGAGUUUUCCACUGCAUGACUUGAGGGUAGACGAAGGACUGAGGUCAUUCCUGGAAACGUUCCGUCUUCCUGGAGAAAGUCCUGUCAUUGAACACAUCAUGGAAUAUUUCUCGGAGUAUUUUUUUGUUAGCAACCCAGAUGUCUACGCCCAUAAGGAUGCUGUAUUUACUCUAACCUAUGCUGUAAUCAUGCUGAAUGUUGAUCAACACAAUACUAACAUCAAGCAACAAAAACCAAUGACARUCGAGGAUUUCAAGCGAAAUCUAAGAAAGAUCAACGGUGGAGUGGAUUUCCCUUCGACGAUGUUAGAAGAGAUCUAUCAUGCCAUAAGGACUGAGGAGAUAGUUAUGCCAGCAGAACGAACUGGAAGAAUACGUGAAAACUAUGACUGGAAGAUGCUGUUACGUCGUAGUAAUACCCACGAGGGGAAAUACAUCAGUGGCGUUGAUUCCAGUUUUGAUCAAGAUCUGUUCGCUAUUAUCUGGGGACCAACUGUCGCGGCUCUCUCAUAUGUCUACGAUAACGCUCUGGAGAAGAAUGUGGUCCAGAAGGCUAUAUCAGGAUUUAGGGAUCGAGUAUCGAUGUUAUGGCAUACCAUUAGAGAUCAUCUAUCCAAUAUCAUUAUCAAUGCAACUCACCACAGUUCUCUGGUUGAACGAUCAGUCGUAGGUCUUCUUCGUCUCGCCAUCCGCUUACUUCGUAAAGACGAAAUCUCCUCCCAAGUCCUAACAACGUUGCGAGUCUUACUAAUGAUGAAACACAGUGUCUUAAUGGCGUGUGGUCGACAGAUAUGCUUUGGUCUUCACGAACUCCUUCGAACCAAUGCUUCUAGUAUCACUACCACAAGAGACUGGAUCACAGUGUUUACUCUUAUAGAAUGUGUCGGCGCUGCAGCCACGCCUCCCACCGUGACCGCUAGGACCCCGGCUCCAGCACCAACUGUAGUCAAAGACGUCGAUAGUGAUUCAGCUAUUGGAGAAUGUGAUUCGGUUUCCGACGCGUUAUCGACUUGUGAUAGUGAUGUCGGWUCGUUUACGGCAAUCGAAGCUGAUUCGGGGACAUCUACAUCGGGGGAUACAUGGUUGUUGAUAAAUAAAGAUGAAUCGGAUGAUCUACCGGCGAAYCAGUACGACUUGACGGUCAGUGUGCAGCUCAAUAAACACGAUAGCAAGUGUUUUAUCAAGUCUUGUCAAAGCCUAACCUUCUUGAUCCGUGACUGUAAYCACGUAAGGAAAGAGAAYUUCYUACACUGCAUCCACGCUGUCCGCGUCUAUGCUGAAGCUAGUCUCAACAGCGCUGCCGGACUCCGACAAAACGAACACCAAUUCAAGGACCCUCCGGUCGAACCAAAAAGUGGCCGGUCGAAUAAGAAAGGUUCGAGUUCAAAAUCAAAGAAGAGUCCUACCGGUGUUACUAAAAGAAAAUUCGCUCGUUCUUCUGGAAAUAGUUCAUCUACAAGCGAAGAUGAGGUGGAAAUCUUCGAGACGAUCAAUAACGCGUACGACGCUAUGUCGUUACAGCUGAUUGAACUAAUCUACGCACUACAUACCCACGCCGCAAGAUUUUACGACAAAGAUACAGCAGUCACAAAUAUUAACAAACAACCAAGUCAAAAUGGUCCAAAAGUAGGUCUUACUGCGCAGGCUCCAAUCAUUGGUACCCAGGUCCCAGCGCAUCACGUCCAGGUAGAGGAACCCCCCGAAGCAGGGGUCGAGAUGGGUUUCCUGUGGACUAAGUGUUGGUGCCCUCUACUGCAGGGGAUAGCGAGGCUGUGUUGUGAUAACAGGAAGGAAGUGCGCAUGUCUGCUUUGACGUACUUACAGAGGGCUCUAUUGGUGCAUGAUAUGCAGACGUUGUCUGCUGUUGAAUGGGAGUCCUGCUUCAAUAAGGUAGGGUAUAAAAUGCUUACAUGUUACGUCAUUGCCGCCACGUUGGUUKWCGAUAACAAAGCAUUCCUCAUUAGCUUCUCUUGGAUUUUGAGUCAUGUAUUUCUGCAGCAUUUAACAGCAUUGCUAUCUCUCUCGACGUUCACUGCUCUUUGGUUAACAAUCCUUGACUACAUGGACAAGUAYAUGCACGCAGACAAGAGCGACUUGCUGUACGAAGCUAUCCCAGAAUCACUCAAGAACAUGCUCCUCGUCAUGUCUACGGCAGGGAUUUUCGAACAAGAAGAUUACACCUUGAGCUUAGGCAAUGCUGACAAAACCAAACCUGCUGGACCACGCCUCGCACGAACAGAUUCCGAAGUCCACCGCUAUUCAGCRCUAUGGCAGGUCACGUGGGAGAGGAUUGACUGCUUUCUUCCCAAUAUGAAGCAAGAGUURUUYCUGAGGUCACAGCCUUCAUCGAGRGCUAGUUCACCUCAGAGCGCUAGACCCAGUAGUGAUGGAGAAGCAGUGACUGAGAAACCAGAAAAGUCUGCGAACGUUGAAGGAGGGUCUACUAAAAGCAUCCAAGACGCAAGGCCAACCAGCCCUCCCCCCAAAGGAACCAGUAUCACCUCACCUCCCCCCCAAGGACAGCAAGUGUGCGUCAUGCUUCAACCCCCCUUACCGUCGCUUGGAAAUCGGAGCGGGUCUCCGACACAGCUUGGGUCCCUAGCUGACAAUGUUCGUACAUCUGUACCUAUCAUACUAGCACCAAGUCCUGAGCUAAACAAAAAGGGACCCAAACCGGUUCAACCUGUUUGCGAAGCUCAACCGACCAAUGAGAAUACAGAGAAUUCACACGAUCCUUCUCUAAGAGAAGAUAGUACUAUUGAUCUUACUUCUGUUAUUGAAGAAGACGAGGCUACUGAUCAAGCACCGGAGAAGCCUCCCAAGACUGCUAUAUAUGAUAUUUAGACCUUAUACGUGGAUUAAUCUGAUUGGCUGUGAAUAGCCACUAAAAUAUGAGUCGCAGAAAAAAGAAAUGGUUGAAAAACUGAAUUUUGGAAGAAAGAUCUCUUCCUCUUCUAGAAUUAUUUUCAUUCUUCUUGUCAAUCGUUCUGGCUGCCAUCAGCUUACCUCAUCAUGUGACGGAACAAUGAACCAAUGGAAGCACAGCAAUUUAUGACGUCAUUACCAAAGAUGUCGUCAUCACCACAAUUCCAGUCAUUGUUUCAAUCAUGUUUUUAAAUAGACUAAGAAUUUAGUGUUUUAGCGUACUUAAACCAUUCAAGACACUGUUUUUAUCCGCUAUAUUAGAAAUAUCGCUUGUUCAUUGGUGGUGCAACAAGUAAUGAAGUUUGUUAUUUUUUUGGAGAGCUUUCCCAAUAAAGCCCCGUUUACACUGGCGAUUUUUGCUGCGACUUUUGCUGCGGUUUUUGUGAAAAUUUUCGGAAAUAUGAAAUCUUUUGUCUCAUCCUUCAAAAGAGACAUUCGCAUAGGAAAAUCUUGGUGUCCUGAAAAAAACUUUACAAGUAAAUUCUUUACCAUUAUUUAUUAUGGACAAAAUCGCAAAAAAAUCGCUAAUGUAAACGGGGCUUAAGAUUGCAGUUUCUAAUCAGUGGGAAGACCGGGUCGAAUACGGACAAUUGUGAAAACGGUGCUAUAAAUAUAUCUAUUUGUCAGUGAUUUUUUGUUCAUUUUGUCAUCAAAAUUGGGCUGCAUUUUUGAGCUCAAUGGUAUUAAACAACUACUUACACCUAUUGCAAAAAAAGUUUGUCAUCGCCAAAGGCGAUAGGGGAUAAGCGAUAUAGAUAGGUUAUUCCAAGAUCCAAGAAUAACUGGAAUGACUUGUGUUUCUGUUUCUUUUUCUCGUCAAGAACAUGGACCUUAGUGUUGAGACUGAUUCAGUGUUCUUUGUAGUCGACGAAGCCAUUUCCGUCUCGGAAUGACAUAUCGCCUAUCGUCUUCGCUAUCGGCGAUGACAACGUUUAUUGAAACAGGUGCAUAUUUGAAAUUCUCAUUUUAUCCUGCCUGGUCAACAACUGUCCUAUCUUCCCAGUCCUUUCACUCUUGAAUAAGCAAAGGUUGAGACAAGGGUGGUGCGGUCUCAAGACGGACGACAGAAAGAACACGUUCUUUUACGUGCGCACGUCACCGUCUUUAAGCCAKGUAUUCCUCAUCAUGACGUCGUUAACGUUCUGAURAGGCCAGCGGUCUUKAAGAGAAACAUGCGCACAUGGAAAAGAAUGGGUUCGCGUUGUCGACUUGAGAUCUUCAACUCCUUUGUGGAAUGUUGGAGCAAAUUUUGUAUGAUCUUAAACAAUGACUUUUCAUCUGACCUCCGUUUCSAUAAACCUUUCCCGAAUUCSCUUGCGWUACCACUAAACUUUAUCAAGUCCGUUGUUUCGCGGUCACGCAAGCGAAUUGGGAAAAUUUAUAAAUAAAUUCAGUGAAUAUGUCACGGAGCCGAAACCAUGACGCCACUUGCGUUACCCGAAUAGUCAUUUAGCGCACUGUGAUUGGCUGAAAUGUAAUCGUCCAUUACGUUCACGUAACGGUGCUGCGCGCCGUGACGUUUGGCGCGGUGCGUACGAAAUCCAYUCAAUUACCUCCAUAACGCCUAAAGAUUCUUAGAACUGAAUGAUUGGGAAAUUCUGGGAGCUAUAAACCUUGUUAAUUCGAGUAUAAUGUUUUCUCAUUUCAAACCASUUUGAAUAAGAUUCUCUGUUUGAAUCAGAA
Messenger RNA from Actinia tenebrosa (Australian red waratah sea anemone), 7433 nucleotides. RefSeq names its product Golgi-specific brefeldin A-resistance guanine nucleotide exchange factor 1. Gene Ontology annotation, molecular function: guanyl-nucleotide exchange factor activity. Gene Ontology annotation, biological process: regulation of ARF protein signal transduction. The record is from RefSeq and is a predicted model, not a curated record. NCBI's taxonomy places the organism in Eukaryota, Metazoa, Cnidaria, Anthozoa, Actiniaria, Actiniidae.